CUAAAUUAAAAACACAAAAAAAUGACAGUGGAACAAAUAGUUUAAUUUGUGAUGAAAUUGUUUUACCGAGUGAAAAAUAGUUGAAACGGGUAAAAACAGCUUCGAUAAUCAUGGAAGCCGUUCCAAAAUUACCUAUGAUAAGUUUUGAGCUGAAGGUGAGCCACGAGAACACGCAUUUUGGACCAAAAUUGAAACAGUACAUCGCGGAAGCUUAUAGGGAGGAUCCGGACAGCUAUAGCAAUGAGAUCCAUCAGCUGGAAGGUCUGCGGUCAGUGGCCGUACGACCUACUAUUGAUUCUGCUGGUUUGAGUGCCCUCAUCAGGUACUUUUGCCAGCUGCGAUCGCUGCAAAGCCGUUUCCCCAUGUCUAAAGGUCAACCUGCGGCGUGUUCCUUCAGCUGGAAAGACUUGUAUGCCAAUAUGAACAGAACACUAGCAGACAUAAGAUUUGAAAUGGCAAGCAUCCUAUACAAUGUAGGGGCACUUCUCACUCAACUUGGAGCUUCAGAGCCAAGGAACACAGCAGACAGCCUCAAGGCAGCUUGCACCAACUUCCAGCACGCUGCGUGGGUGUUCCAGUACUUACGGGAACAGUUACCGCAGCCAUCCGGAGUGGAUGUAUGUUCUGAAAUCAUGAGGAUGAUGCAGGAGAUUUGUUUUGCUCAAGCACAGGAGUGUAUUCUUGAGAAAAGUAUUCAGGAUACAAGGAAACCUAGUGUUGUUGGUGCUGUAGCAACUCAAGUGAUGUACUUUUACAAAAAUUCCCUCGCGUUCUUGGGCCCAUCUUCAGGCAUUGAUGUGGUCCAUGAGAUUAUUGGCACCAAGUUGUACAACUACUGGCACAGAUACCUCUCGUUCAAGUUCUCUUAUAUUGGCUGUGUUGUCUGCUUGUACCAAGGAAUGAAUGCCGAAGAACAGCAGAAGAUGGGCGAGCGAGUAGCCUUCUACCAGCAAGCUGUGGAGAAAUUAGCAGAUGCAAGGAAGCUAGCCAAGUACAUUGAACCGACACAAGUAACGCAGGAAGCUCUCACGUUCACCAAUGACGUGGUUGAAGGGAAGAGGAAAGCAGCUAAGAAUGAAAAUGAGUUUAUAUACCAUGAGGAAGUUCCAGAGAAGGAUUUGCUUUCUGAUAUGAAGCCCGUCUGCCUCGUGAAGGCUCUGCCGAUUAAUUUUAAUGAUCCUGAGGUGUCAGGUACGGACGUGUUCUCCCGCCUGGUCCCGAUGAUGGCCCACGAGGCGUCGUCCGUGUACUCGGAGGAGAAGGCGCAGAUGUUGCGCGGUAUCGUCAGUAUGGUGGAGGCCAAGAAUACGGAGCUCACAGAGUUCAUGUCCUCCCUGCAACUAGACCAGUUGGAUGUCAUCGACUCUGUUCAGAAAGUGCCACAAGAGAUCGUGGACCGCUGCGCCGCUAUGAACGCCAAGUCUGAGAUCAUUCAGACGUUGGUGGACUCAAUGAACAACCUCGCUGAAAUCAUCAGCGACGUCGAGGAAGCCUUGAGCGAGAUUAAGGAAAUUAUACAGGAGGAGAUAACGAAAGAGAAAGAGUUCCAGAAAGUGACGGGUCCCCGUCCCCCGUCCAUCAUCCAGACAGAGCUGUCUCGCGAGUACCACAAGUACCAGGAGGCCCACUCCCGCACCAACGAGUCCAACCAGGUGUUGCACAAAGCUAUGACGCUGCAUAUUGCCAACCUGCGACUGUUGGCUCAGCCACUCGACCAGCUCGCUGCUAAGAUACCCAGCAUUGAUAAUAUCGUGGGUCUAGACCGCGAGACGAUGGCGGAGAUGCGUCGCGUGGUGGGCAAAGUCCGCGAGAUGCAGACCCAGCGCGACUCGCUCGUGCAACAACUGCGGGAGGCAGUCACCAACGACGACAUCACCUCGCAACUACUCGCACGGAACAACGAGCCCAAGGAGGAGAUAUUCAAACAGGAGCUCAAGAAACAUACGCCAACGAUUCAAAUAAUAGAGGCUAACCUGGCAGCGCAGGAGAAUAUAAUAAACAAGUUGACGUCAGUGUACGCGGCGUACGGAGACUCCAGGCGACUGCUGUCUGAUGUACUGAGGAAACGAGAGGGACUUAUUAAUGCACUAAUAACUUCAUACGAUUCGUACACGGAGUUGCUGGGCAAGUCGACGAAGGGGUUGGAGUUCUACAAGAAGUUGUCCCACAACGUGACGGCGCUGCUGGCCCGGCUGCGGGCCACCGCGCAGGUACAGGGCGAGGAGAGGCAACAACUUGUCAAUGCUGCUAAUGAGAAGGCAUCGACUCCGACCCCAGCAUCCAGUCCGUCGUCGGUCCGCGUCCCCGAGCCCCUGCCCGGGACCGUACCGCCGGCCGCCGGCGCCGGCAGGAAGCUCAAGGACUACCUGCCGUAUAUGAAGAACCGGACCGGACGGACUGCUACACCGCAAGCGCCAGUGGACCCUAUUCCUCUGGAUUCCUACUAUCCUGACGGCAUGUAUCCCACUUCCGUACGACCUACACCGGUCGGCUCUGAAGCUACAGACGCAAGUCAGAUGCAGUUACCAGAUGGAGUGGUAAUGCCACAGCUACAAGCCGUGCCCAGUCCGUACGACCGCUACCUGUACGGUCCGACUGACGCCGACCCGUACAAUAUCCCCUCUAACUACCUCUUCCCAGCCACAAGCAAGUUUGAGAAACCACAAGAAGACCAUAACUACGGCUACACAGCAUACACACCGGCUCAAUUUUCAGCUAAUUCUUCUGAACAGCAAAUAUACUCGAACCCUUAUUACUCCAAUUCUUACGGUCAGCACAAUACUACCGUGGUCACAGACUCGCAAAACUUCUCCAAUGUGAGUCAUAAUGUGCCCAACCAGGGUUACGAGCCCUACAUAAACCCGAUGGGUCCUAUACCAGAGUCGUCCCUGUCAGCUGCCUCCGCCUACAGCUCGGCGAACCAAACCGAUAUGAUCGCGAACUUUGCACAAAUGCAGGUGUCCGUACCGAAGUCUGAACCAGAGUAUGGCGCGGAUUAUACGCAGACCUUCUACAGCGUACAGUACCCUAACGUGUCUACCCCGGGUUCCGCCGCAGCGUACACCAAUGCGCCGCAGAACUCGAGCACGAGCCUCACUCAGUCUCAGAUUAACUCUGAGUACAGUUCGCUGAACUACCCGUACAGUAACGAGUCCACGCAGUACAGCCAGCAGGUCCCGGUGACGUCGGCCGACGUGGGCUACAACUACUCCACUACGUUCGCGUCGACCUCCCAGGGCUACACGUACACCAACGCCAUCACCUCCACCACGUCCAGCAUCGCCAACUCUAGCCAGCUGCCAUACUCCUACCCGUCUGAAGUGGACUCCACAUACAAUCCAGCUCUGUCUCAGUUUGACGCCUUCGACAAACCGAUAAAGUCUCACACGACUGGUGAAGCUCUCUCCAACUCCAGCUUCCAACCAUCGUACCAGAACUACAGCUCUACCGCAACCAACUACUCCAGCCAACCAGAGCCGUAUCACCCAACCAGUACUUAUGGUUAUGUUGACCAAACCAACCCUAGCUACGCGCAGUCCUUCCAGAACCAUCCGGGCUACAACUUCAACUCUGCUACAGGGAACUAUGAGUAUAAUUUUGGAUCACAAAAUUCUUUUUCUGGCUUUGAUAACACUGUGCCAGACAAUGCGAACUACCAGCCGGCGGAGAAGGACCAGGCUUGGGGCCAGCAAGCUAUAUACACGAGCGCUGGCAAGAUUGGCACGUGUGAGACUGUACAGUCUCCUACUGACAGCUCACAGAUAGUGCCACAAAUGCCUGCGCAGCAACAAGUGCCUUCGCAGCACCAAAUUCCCGCACAGCAACAAUUACCCGGACAGCAACAAGUGCCUGGACAACAACAAUUACCCGGACAGCAACAAGUGCCUGGACAGCAACAAGUGCCUGGACAGCAACAAGUGCCCGGACAGCAACAAGUGCCCGGACUGCAACAAAUUCCUUCGCAGCAAAAUAUGCCCGGUCAGCAUCAAGUGCCCACACAACAACAAGUGCCUGGGCAGCAAUCCAUUGACUCUCAGAUCUACUACAACAGUGCUUACGGGUACCAGGCGGCCACUACACCUUCUCAGGAGGCGUCAGACCUUCAGCUCGCCAAUAACUACGUACCCAACCUAAACCAAGCGGGGUACGUGACGUCACACACUAACCAGACAGGGUACGCUGCGAACAAUGCAAACCAGACUGAGUAUGUAGCGAGCAAUGCGAACCAGGUGCAAUACGUGCCUUCUAACACCAGCAUCAACAGCCAGGCCGGGUACAUGACACCCAACACGAACCAACCAGGGUACAUGGACGCUAACACCAGCCACACAGGAUACGUGCAGUCUCCGCAAGACCACCACGUCCCGUACAAUAACAGUCAAGUGCCGACAGAGAAUCAGAGUGUUAACGAACAAAAGUUAGAGAGUAAUACUAACGUAGAUAGUCAAGCUACGAGUGAUGAACAGACAGUACCGGAGAAGGCGGCGGUUGAAGUUCAUAAGACUCCAGAGGUCAAGUCUGAGUUGACAGCCUUCGAUCUCUUGUCCGAUAUAGAUUUUUCAGUAGAACAAACUCCUUUAAUGCCGGAGAUUAAGGUCCCACAGAUAUCUGAAAGUGCUAUCCGGAAGCCUGUAGCCCCUAAAAUUGAGCCCGAGAAGAAGGUCCCAGUAAAGGAGGAGGCUAUUGAGAGACCUGCGAAAAGGGACCUGUUCUCUGACCCUAGUUUGCUGAACAAGUUUACUCAGGAAGUGAAGAACUUGCAGAAAUUGACUGAUUCGUUGACUGAUAAGUCGCCGAGUGGUUUGACUGUGUUAGACGCUAAAUGGAAGUCCUUCCAAGAUUUCCAGACGAAGCAGAACAUGACCAGGUCCAAGACCAUAGCGAUGCAGCAUACCAACGGCAACAUAGUGACGGAGGUUGUGCCUUUCGAUGACUCCCGCCUCACUCUCAAGUCUGAUCCCGACGCCUUCAUCAACGCCUCUUAUUAUAAGCAACUAGCCCCAUGGUGCAUUCCACUAGUGAUAUCGAAGAACCCGACCGAGUCUGAGUACGGAGUAUUCUGGAAAGCAGUAUUAGAGAAUAAAAUUAGCUGUAUUGCUUGUUUGCUGAGUGAAAUCGAGAUGCAAGGGAAGACCUACUGGCCGACAGCUAAAGGCCAGUCCUUGGAGCUGUCCGGUCUGAAGGUGACAUUGGACGAGGUGACGUGCACCGUGCACUGGACGGAGAGGAAACUGACCGUGGCCAGCGGGAAGACUGUACUCAAUGUCACACAUUACCAGAUCAAUGUGUGGCCUGCUAAGAUCGUAUGCUCUCCCCUGGUGCUGCUGGCAGACAAGAUCCUGAGCCAGACGUACGACAACAGGCUGUCGAACCAGUUGUGCGGGGGGUGGCUGCAGUGCGGGGCGGGGGCCGGCCGCAGCGCCGUGCUGGCGCUGCUCAUUGCCGCCAUGUGCCAGGUCCGGGCUGGACAACUCGAACUCUGUGACAUGUUAGACGCGGCCUGCCUGAACCUGUACACACAUCGGAGCAACGUGUUGGAAGACACCAAGUACCUGGCGGACGCCUACAGAACUGCUUUGUUCUACGUGCAGGGAGUUCUGUGUUCUGGUACAACAAUGUUCAACGGCGAGGCGGUGUCCCUACCAUCAGGAGCAGCAGUGCUGCCCCCUGUAACUCCUACGCCAACGAACGCUUCCACCGCUAGCCAGAAAACUACGAAAUUCUCCCGCGAAUCCUUCGAAGAGAUGAAACAAUCCCCAGGGUUGAAGAGUGGAGACAUGAAGGAUCCUCUCAACUUCCUCGACCCUCUCUGGAGUCUCAAAAAGAAGUGAGGUGCUGUCCCUUAGUCGUUUCAAACGAUUUAGUGGUUUAUGACGUCAGGAGUCAGUGAUACUCAACCUUCGGGCCGCACUUUGGAUCUCAGGAAGUAGUGAAGUAUUGAAAAGAACAGUUAGCUUGUCUUGCGGCCCUUGAUAAUGUAAGGUUGAGUACCUCUGUAGAUAGAGCAUUGGACAAAAUUAUGGUAAUUGUGAUUCUCUUUCUCAAACACGAAGUGCCGAUUGUUUUUGAAACGUUAUUUUAGAAUAAAUGCUAUUGCGUGUUUCUUAUAAAAUUAAAAUUCCGUGGUGUCUACAAGGACGAAAUAGAAUAUUCAAAUUGUAGGUAGAUAUUCAUGUUAUUAAAUAGGUUUUAUAACAUAAAAUAAUUCCACGUUUAUUAUUAUUUAUUUCAUAUUAUUCUGUAGAUAGAGUUUUAUUGUAAUUCGCAUUUAAUUUGACAUUAGCAUAUCGCAAUUAUAAUGUAUGGAGUUUGUACCUUGUUGCAAAUCGAUAACACGAAGAAAUCAAAAGAUUUUCAGUUCUUUCCAAGGAUUAAAGAUAUCAACAUAUUAUUAAUUAUCAGUGGAGUAGAUAUUAAAAAGAAAUUAUGUGAAACCCCUGUUAAUAUGUGUAAACAAUUAAAUAUACAUAAUAAUAAUAUACGAGUAUAUAUCUACUUAUGCAUCUAAAUAAUAUGCAAAGUGCGAUUUUGUCACAAUUUCACCGAAUUUCCCAAAAGUAUUAUUUUAUUGUAUUAAAUAGGACUUUGUAUUAUGUAUUUCUUGAACAAUCUUAGUUAUUAAAUUAAUUAGAUAACACGGCUUACUCACGUAACUGUUCGAGUUUGUUCAACUAGUUUCGAACCGCAACCGGGGUUCAUAAACAAGAGUAGCAUGACGUCAUCGCUCAGUUCAUAGCAAUGUCAGUGAGCUGUAUUAUCUAAUUAAAUUAGUAUGACUUGCAAUAGGCAGACAGCAACUAUAAAAUAAAUCUUGAGUUUAAUAAGUUUCAUAGUUCUCAUUAGUUUGAAAAACUGAAGGGAUCAACAUUUUCAUUUGCAAAAAUGUCCGUCGAAACAUUUACAAAAUUGUUAUGGUAUUAUAAUAUUGAUCUUUCUAAAGGUUUAUGGUGCAAGUUUUAAGUAUUUAUCAAAAUAAUUUUAGGUAUAAAGAAACAUUUAUUUGAAUUGUUUAUGGUGAUUGAUGCACGUGUCAUUUUAUUCUCAGCCUUGUGCCAUUAAAAUAAAAUCCAUAUCUCUCUAUCUUACCUCUGAAGUGAAUAAAGUUUUAUGCAUUUUGAUCAAAAUAUAAGUUUUAGGGAUUGAUAUUUAGAAGAACUGAUUUUGUAUUACCCGAGAAUUGUUAGGCGUGUUAUUUUUCAUACAUCUGUACCCUUAGUACAAGUUUGCUUUAUGUUUAAAGUUCGGCGCUCUGAUUGGUUGGUUUAUUCAAGCCGGCCAAUCAGAGCGCCGAACGCGCUCUCGUUUCGUUUUCGUUCAACGUAAAGCAAAUUUAUAGUAAAGGUAACUGACUUACUGAGCAAUUAUAGAAUUUGUCAGAUAGUAUUCAGUAUAUGUAUGUAUUUCUAUAGGUCUUUGGUAUUAUUUAGCACAACAGAGUAUUGGUAAAAAUAUUACAUUCCUUGUUUUAUUUUACUUUAGAUUUAAAUAACAUUAAAUGAUGUAAUUUCUAUGUAAUUCUUAAAAGUUUAAAUAAUGUUGGUAUUUUCAAUCGAAUUUGAACCUUGCACUACUGAGAUAGUAAGCAAUAGCCAAGCAGCACCACAGAUAUCAAUAUUGUCAAUUUUAUAGUUUUUGUAUCUAGUAACUAAUUAUUAAAGCAGCUUAAUGAAAUGGUCGAACAUUGUUAUUCAUAGUUAUUUGAAUUUUCAUACAUUUUAAUAAAAAGUUAAUUUUGUAUAAUUACUUAUAAAGUGUAACGAAUAUUUAAUACGUGUAGUUGAUAUUCAUAGCAUAUACUCAAAUAAAAUUAUUUGGACUGAC
Spodoptera frugiperda (fall armyworm) is the source of this 7821-nucleotide messenger RNA. It is a transcript of the gene mop, whose product is annotated as tyrosine-protein phosphatase non-receptor type 23. The transcript has 21 exons. Gene Ontology annotation, cellular component: endosome. Bases 111 to 5831 code for a protein of 1906 amino acids. Gene Ontology annotation, molecular function: protein tyrosine phosphatase activity; protein binding. The record is from RefSeq and is a predicted model, not a curated record. Lineage: Eukaryota; Metazoa; Arthropoda; Insecta; Lepidoptera; Noctuidae. Gene Ontology annotation, biological process: protein transport to vacuole involved in ubiquitin-dependent protein catabolic process via the multivesicular body sorting pathway; protein dephosphorylation; endocytic recycling.